AUGAGUUUGCUCAUUCCUCCAAAAACCAUUACCAGUAAUUCACCUGCCAUAAUAACUGUCUCUUGUGUGCUCAGGGCAGUGGUUGAGUCGGUACACAAGCUGGAUGUCAUCAUUGGCAGUAAGUCAUCGUACAGGGAGGUCUUCAAGCCUGAAAACAUCAGCCUUCGCAACAAGUAAGCAUUUUACUCUAACCUUUGCUCUAAACACUAAGGCAAAAGGCAAAGCACUAACCCCAACCUUGUCCGUCCUCUGUGCCCAGGUUGCGGGAACUGUGUGUGAAACUGAUGUUUCUCCACCCUGUGGAUUAUGGUCGCAAGGCAGAGGAGCUUCUGUGGAGGAAGGUCUACUACGAGGUCAUCCAGGUCAUCAAGACCAACAAGAAGGUACAGGUGUUUUUUUUUCUUUCACAUAUAGGCCACUUUAAAAUAACUGAUCUCCGUCCUCUUUAAAGUGAACUCUGGGGUAAAAAAUAAGCUAAAGAACUCUGUUCUCUUUGUAUUCACACUGCCCUUGCCUUUGAAUGAGGACUCAACUCUUUUGCCAGUUCACUUUAUCCAUUUUAUGGUCCAUGUCCUCUUUGCAUUCACAUUGCUAUAUUUAGAAAGGAAGCAAGAUCUUUUUCCAUCAUUCACUCAAUGCACUCUGGGACAAGCCAUUUCAUCAAAACGUGUUAUUGGACAGCUAGAUAUACCUACUUACAUUUUGGUAUCUAAUAUAUUGCAUUUAGUUAAAAGAUGAGACAUAAUAAAUGUAAUCAGAAGAUACUAUUAACAUGUAAAUAUUAUUCGUAACAGAAUAAAUAGCAGAAGAAUAACUGCAGAUUAAAUAAUGCUGUAAUUGAAAAUUGUACACCCAAUCUAGGCUACCGCCCCUUUAAGAGCUAACAUCAAUUUUGGACCAUAUGCUGUGAUUCUCACCAAAUAUGUUGUCUUCUCAUACUAUUCAAACCCCACAAUCGAAUAAAUGGCGUAUGAAGCUCUCUUAAAGAUCGCAUAUUGCAAACAAAUAAUCGGAACUAAAAACUCCACACAUUUUGGAAUGUCUGUGUGUCCUUGACAAUCGCUAAUCAAUUAUCCAAAAACGGCACACUUUUUUUUCCACGAACCUGCACAUCAUCAUCUUCUGUCUUGUGGCACCAAUGUGAGGGUUUAUGGCAGGGGAAACGGUGUUGCAGUAGUGUGUGUAAUCACAAGCGAACCUGGGGGGCAUUGCCCUAAAAUGGAACCGGACAGCGGAAUUGUCUCAGUUCGGUUCGCUUCGGGGGCUCUUGAGGGGUCUGAUUUCCUUUUGGAGUGUUAACACUGCAUAAAAAAUUAAGCAAACCGCACUGAGUUCACAAACAUUUGCUAAAAGGGACCAUGUGUGAAAACACCGUAAGUGAUUGGGGAAAUGUUAUGACAGUGUGGCCAGUACAGUGACUGCUGAGGUUUCAGACAUGCACACUUUAUCUUUCCUCAUGCCCUACACACAACCCUUUACUCUUCUCAUUGCCUGGCCCCCUCUUAUCUCUCCAUGUCUUCUGCAGCAUAUCCACAGUCGCAGUGCCCUGGAGUGUGCCUACAGGACUCACCUGAUAGCUGGCGUGGGCUUCUACCAGCACCUGCUGCUCUACAUCCAGUCCCACUACCAGCUGGAAAUGCAGGACUGCAUCGACUGGACCCAUGUCACUGACCCCCUCAUCGGUGAGACACACAGACACACACAGGUCAGUGGUAUCUGUGAUUGACACAGUGUAUAAAUGAUUGUAUUUGUUUUUGUAGGUCGGAAGAAGCCGGUAUCAGCCACCCCUAAGGAGAUGGAGUGGGCCCAAAUGGCCUGCCAUCGCUGCCUGGUGUACCUGGGAGAUCUAGGUAAUACAAACUUGAUCUUUCUCACCAAAGAGAUUUGAGACAACCUUAUUUGUAUGACCACGGAAUUACAUUCCCCAAAUCCAAGGUCACGUUGAUUUGAAUGUACAGGAGAGGUUUACGGGAGGUUGUUUGAAUGUUUUCCGCAGCCCGUUACCAGAACGAGUUGGCUGGGGUGGAGGCUGAGCAGCUGGCAGAGCGGUUCUACCACCAGGCACUGUCUGUCACGCCGCACGUAGGUGAGUUGACAACUAGGUGUUACCAGCCCUCUCUUUCACAGCACAUUAACCACUGUUUUUUACACUAACCGGUUUACUCACACCACCAUCAUCUACAAAUGAAUUACUAUUGUUAUAUUGCCCACAUAGUGAUGAACUCACACAGCACUUAUUGAUUGAGCAAAUGACUGGUCAAAGCUUUACGCAGCUCAUAGUGAUCUAGCUGAACUGUUAGGGGGCCAUUUGGGCCAGGAAGGGGGCAUUCAGUGACUGUUAGCGGGCCAUUUGGGCCAGGAAAAGGCAUUCAGUCUUAAGAAAUUACUGAUCCACAUUUAAAACUUUCAGUUUUUUGGAGAGGGCUUCAGAGAGCUUCAUCAGUCGAACUGAAAGUCAACAUUAAAUAGCCGCUGCUAAAGGAAAGCAAUGUCUUUAGUGUGCCAUGAUAUUGACAAGUGUUUGAUGUUGUGUUUUCAGGAAUGCCUUUCAAUCAGUUAGGUACACUGGCGGGGAGUAAAUUCUACAACGUGGAGGCCACCUAUUACUACCUACGCUGGUGAGAGGAGACUUUGACACGUCUAGAUUUACUGCAGAACAGCCACAGUCUAUCUAUGACUGAUAUGUAGGCUAUGCUGUAGCUGUGCUAUUGUUCUCUACCUCAGUGGGGCAAUUUAGUCACACUGCUGGGGAGAAAUAUCUUCAUAGUAGCAAUUACUAUUUGGAUCACGUUCAGUAGGCUCUAAAUAGGAGACAUGUUUUGAAAUGGAAGAGGUUCUGAAACCAGUCUGUUAGGAGAAGAAGCCCAACUUCAGAGCCAGAACACGUUAAAAAAAAAGACUCGCCACCAAGUGGUGCCGGGACGAUACCAGUAUUGCAAUACUCGUUAGUAUCAUGGCAAGGAAACAAAACGCGAAGCGGAUUGAACUUCGUUAGGAAAACAGCCCUGAUGUUGGAAAGAAACAUUAUGUUGUCAUCCAGUCACAUGUAUUUAUUUUCCAAGCUAUAGCACACUAUUUUACAUACAACAGGUUUUUAAAGACUAAAGACUUGGGUCUGCUUCGUGUUUUCAUUGCCAUGGAAAAAUAUUGCGAUACUGGUAUCGUCACAGGCCUUACACCAAGUACUGAUCAUGGUUUUCUCCUCUAUGUUCCCGUGUUUGAACAGUAUACAGUCAGAGACUCCUUUCGAGGGGGCCUACGGGAAUUUGAAGCGUCUGUUUGAUAAAGCUGCUAAGAUGUACCACCAGGUGAAGAAACAGGAGAUGAAGAAGCUGUCUCCCUCACGGCAAAGGUCAGUCUGGUUUCCUCUCACCACAGCCCUAAAAUGACAAAUCACUAAGUCAGCCUUGAAACAUGAAUUGAGAUAGUCGUCUUUGGGAUCCUUACUGUUUCUUCAAUUGUUUUCUCUCCAGAUCCAAGGACAUCAAGCAACUUCUGGUGAGCUUCAUGUACCUGCAGAGUCUACUGCAGCCCAAGAACAGGUUAGGACUUUCACUAUUCACCAUGGAUUUAGGCCCUAGUCAUUUAUCUCAAUAGGAACCUCAACAUUUUGUCCAUAUAUGACACAGCUAUCUGAUGAUAAUAACAAUUGAUUUUUAUAACCCCCUUUGCUCGGUCUCAAAGUGCUUUCUAUUGUCUGUUGGGUACCGUGUUUGUAAUGUCUUACCAUUUCUCUCCUCCUCCCUGUGAGUAGUCUGCUGGAGACAGAGCUGACCUCUCUGUGUCAGUCGGUGCUGGAGGAUUUUAACCUGGUGCUGUUCUACCUGCCCUCGCCGCUCCACGGCCACGAGGUCACUUCCCCCAGCGAGGAGGAGCAUGAAGAGCACGACUCGCCCUGCGCCCUGCUCCCCGACGCCCUCGUCUUCAAGAUGGUGGUCACCUGCCUCAUGGUAGUGCACAGCCUGAAGCGGGGAGGUCAGUAAGAAUAUAGAUGUGAUAUAUUUUUUAACAUCGCUUUUCAAACAUUACGCUCAAAGGGUGCUCUAAGUAGGGCUGAGUCGGUAGGCAUGCGAGGAUAUGACAUACUGCAAGGGAGAGAUAAGGGAAUAUGUUGUUUCAUUGUUGUUGAAUUUUGUAAUGCGAAGUUGACAUGUUGACUUGUUUGUGUAGGGUCCAAGCAGUACAGUGCGUCUAUAGCCUUCACGCUGGCCCUCUUCUCCCACCUGGUGAACCAUGUCAACAUCCGCCUGCAGGCUGAGCUGGAGGAGGGGGAGAGCCAGGUGCCCCCGCUCCAAACCGACAACACCGGUGAGAACACCACUCACAGCUAACUUCAUGAUGCCCAUACACUAUUCACGUUCUCAGUUAAUCCUCUGAAAAAUUAUACUUUGAAAUAAAACAAUUUAAUGGAACAAUAAUGUUUGCUCCUAGACGACUCUGAGUUGAGAGACCCGUCUGACCCGUUGACCUCGGAGGAGAGGCCCCUGCAGAACGGCUCCCUGGACCAUGAGGAGGACGAGGGGGGCCACCGGAGCACCGCGGCCAAGAAAGCAGGCAUCGGUGAGCGGAAAGCGGAGGAGGAGAAACAGAAGCAGAAGAAGAAGUACGCCCGCCUCUCCAUGCUGCGCCGCCGCCGCUGCGCCACCCGCAAAGAAGACGAGAGCGACCUGAGCGAGGGCUUCGAGAGCGAUGAAGAAGAGGAGGAGGAGGAGGAAGAAGAAGAGCAGAGGGGCCGCGCUGACUCCGGGGGCCGCUUCCUCAGGACCCCCACUCACCCCCUCCACACUGGGGAAGGAGAGCAAGAGAGGGAGGGAGCACCCGACAGAGGAGGGAACCUGGGAGAGCUGCUCGGAGGAAGACGAGGAGGGGGGCACGGCCUUCGACGUGGAGACUGA
Messenger RNA from Coregonus sp. 'balchen', 4895 nucleotides. Lineage: Eukaryota; Metazoa; Chordata; Actinopteri; Salmoniformes; Salmonidae. The record is from the annotation of a GenBank genome assembly.